Messenger RNA from Vitrella brassicaformis, 2354 nucleotides. The record is from the annotation of a GenBank genome assembly. NCBI's taxonomy places the organism in Eukaryota, Vitrellaceae.
GUACGUUCGUCCUUGAGCUUUAUCUAUAUACAUGUUGCUCGCAUACGGAUUCAAUAUCCUCUCCCGCAGACCCAAUCAAUGCGUGACGAAAAAGAUGACUGACUCAGAGUCAGACUCACCCAAGGCCCUCCCAUUCACUUACUGUAUAUCACACAAUUGCUACAACUGACUUUGACAAGCAAGUGCAUCUGUCUGUACUGCCCUCCCCUCCCUCUUGUGGUGGAGCAUGUUCAGGAUGCAAUCGAGAGCCCAGUGACGAAGGGGUCGAAGUGGACUUUCCGGUGGGACGACAGGCAUGGCAUGGAGCAGUAGGUGAAGCCCAGUUUCUCGUACUUAACCUGUACGACAAACAAGGGUGAAAGGCAUGCAAUCCAUACCCCUCGGCACGAGGUUAUGGAUACUGCAGCAGCGUACUUGUGUGUCAGGAUAGGCUCCCCUGCACCAGUGGCACAGGAAUGUCUGCACAGACACUUCUGCUGCUGGUGGAGGCGUCCAUGGGUAGGCCAAGAAGUCGACGGCAUUGCAGAAAGUCAUUCUGUCGAUCAUUUCAUGGCACUCAGAGUAUCGCUGCGGUACCUGCCGGCGCAACAGGGCCGGGGCAAAGCCGUACCCACACCCUCCAUACCUGCAUGGUAAGGACAUCAGCAGAGGUGACUAAAAGGAAUCUCCGGUAGGCGUGCAGCGAUGUGUGUGCUCACUUUUUCAGGUGCAUCCGCAUCAUCACGCCAGUCGACACCAUCAGCUACAGUGAAAACACGCCCAAGCGUCGAAUGGUGCUCAGCAGGAGCACCACCGCCCCCGAGUACCACCCAUCUGUACCUACCCUUCCAGCUGCAUCUUCUCUGCUGUCUGCGUCGGUCACCAAUCGCUCCAUCACACGGAGGGCGUCAUCGGGACUCCGCAGCUGCAGACAGGACAGCACACCCACAGGCGGGCCCAUCCGUGGACAUCCUCACUCACUGCACUCGUUUGCGUACCGGUGCUUUGCCAGGCCACCGCUGUUCCACGACACUAUAGUCAUAGCCACUGCACGUCAGGCCUGAAACAACCGACCAGCUCAACACGCGAGAGAAUGUCGGCUGCCUGCCCACGCCUCCCGUCGUCUUGCUUCUUACCAACGCAGCACCCUUUUCUCAGCAGCAGCUUGGCCCCCGAGAGGUCGUCGCGGUGGCGACAUGGAUUGACGACUGCUACCCGAGGCUGUGGGUUUCCCUCCCCCUCUCCGUCCUUCUUUUGAGCUUCCCAGACAGUUGUCCACAUGUGCUCAUAGUAAGGGUCCAGGGGAGGAGUCCCUUGUGGGUGACAUUGGCAGCUUUCAUGGUCGAUGACCACCAGUAUCGGCGCGCCGCCGACGCGUCCUGAAAAUUGUGCACCGGAGAAGGAUGGGAGGGGCGAGUUGCGGUCUUCACGAGUGUAGAGCUCACUUGACGCUUUGGCUGCAACGGUGAGCUGCCAUUCCUCCUGAUUUCGCACAAAACACAGCUGCCAUCAUCUAUUUGGUUGGAUGCUGGAUGCUCCUCUUUCGCAUGUACCUCCUGAGUCAAUCGUGAGGUCUUGUUCGGAAGCCUCACGUGCAGUGGGCCGAUGACUCCGGCGCACAUGUCGACCCCCUCGGCCAGACGGACUCGCAGAGCCACAUCCAACUGGAACCACACACAAACAUGAAGGGAUACGAAUACAUGUAUCAACGAAGGCUUUCUCACCUGUGCAAUGGCAGUCUCCUCAUCCGAUUCACUGCCGGCCUUUGGGGGCGGGACGGCAAUGACAAUGGGCAGACCAUCGCGACGGGAGAGCUCUGCAAUGGCCGGGGCGUCUUUGACCAAUGCAGUCAUGUCCCAAUGAGACGUGUCGACCUGUUCAACGAGCGGGAGUGCCACAACCCACGCACAUGUUGUGUGACGUGAAGUGGCAGAUCUCUUACGACGAGAGUCAUUCCGUUCUCCUUUGCUUCUCUCAGUUCCGCUGCAGCAUCCGCCUGCGUCACGUAAAGAUUCGACAAAUAGCUCAGUGGACGCUCGUGCACGGCGCUGAGGUUGCCUGAUGUGACAGAUCAGCAGCAUCAUCCAGGUUUGGUGCGGGAAUCAAAUGACUCAUGAGUCCCACCCAUUUCCAGCGAGUCACCGACGGCUCCCGCUGCCUGAAACAGACACCGAAACUCAUGAUAGCACAGAGUGUGGGCCUCGAGUUGUGUGUGCAUCCCACCGCGCAUUCACUGUGGUUGAACAGCACACCCUCGAACGGCAACACGCAUCGGGAUGAUGCCGAUGAACAAGUUCCAAGAGCAGAUGGACUUAUGGGUCCACCGCAAGUCAUAAUGAUGUCUUCGCUUGCCAUGACUGCCUGUGCUCUCUCCG